Tinamus guttatus (white-throated tinamou) is the source of this 489-nucleotide messenger RNA. The record is from RefSeq and is a predicted model, not a curated record. NCBI's taxonomy places the organism in Eukaryota, Metazoa, Chordata, Aves, Tinamiformes, Tinamidae.
CACGCGCUCAACAACGUCCUGCAGCGGCCCUGCUUCACCCAGGAGGCGGCCGACGACAUCUGUAAACGCCUGGCGCCCGACGCUCGCUUGAACCCCCACCGCAGCGUCCUGGGCACGGGCAACUACGACGUCAACGUCAUCAUGGCCGCGCUGCAGAGCCUGGAGCUGGCGGCCGUGUGGUGGGACAAGCGCCGGCCGCUGGAGCAGCUGGCGCUGGGGCAGAUCGUGGGUUUCAUCCUCAACGUGCCCUCCAAUGUCUCGCUGGGCUUCGUGUCACUGCCCGUGCGCCGCAAGCACUGGCUGGCCGUGCGGCAGCUCCGCGGCACCUACUACAACCUGGAUUCCAAGCUCAAGGCUCCGGCGCCCAUCGGCGGCGAGGACGAGCUCAGGAGCUUCCUCCGCGAUUUCCUCUCCCAAGGCCUCUGCGAGGUUUUCCUCGUCGUGCCCAAGGCCGUGGAAGAAGCCGGCGCCUGGUUGAACCCGGAGUGA